AUGGUGUGUUUCGUUCAUGAUCACCAUUUUCGUUCUAAAUUUCAUGCUGCUAUCAAUCAAUUACGAAAGACAAAUGAAUUUUCUAUCUUAACAUUACGACAACUCCCAAAACAAUGUUGUUCAUGUCCUGAGAAAAGAAAUAAUGUGAUAUCGGCAGCAGCAACAGAAUCAGUUUUAACAUCAAUGGAUAUUAAUGAAUUACGACUUAUUUGUCUUCAACUUGAUUUAAAACAAUAUGUUAUUACUAAUGUCUUAUCAUCAUCAUCGAAAAUUCUUCAUUAUACAGUUUUAUCUUUUCCUACUGUGCUCAAUAAAAAAAUUGCAACUACCAUAUCAAAUCAGUUUAUUCUUCAGCAAGACAAAGAACACCUUGCUUUAGAAAAACUUCACCAUGUUGCUCUUCAAUUCAUAACAUCGAACACAUCGAAGGAGUUACUAGAUGAAGUUGUUCAAAUAAAAUAUAAUUUAGUAGCUAAAUGUUCAAAUUUCUUCGAAGCACUCCAAGCCAUUCAUGGACUUUGGGUUAUUAUUUCAACAGAAGAUUUAUCCCGUGUUGAUAUUAUCAAACAUGUGCUACAGCAACAGUGGCACCGAUUCAUACAGAACACUUAUAUUCAUCCGACAUAUGAUUUUUAUAAUUGGCGAGUGGAUCUUCCUCGAAAAACAAACAAAAAUAAAUGCUCGAAUCUCAAACAAUCUAGAACUCUACAUCAAACAAAGCUGAAUAAAAGAUUUAAAAAGUCAAGUAUAACAUUAAGACAACAGGAAAUCGUGCAAACAAUAGAAGAUGAAAACGAUCUUGUUGACGACUAUUUACUGGAUGAAAUCUUAAUGACGAACAAUCAACGAUUGAAGUUUCUUUGGAAUCGAUAUGAGAACUCUUGUAAAAGUAAACGGUCACGUACCCAUCGACAACAACAUUUAUUGGCGAUUGCUAUGGUCGCUUAG
Messenger RNA from Rotaria socialis, 948 nucleotides. Lineage: Eukaryota; Metazoa; Rotifera; Eurotatoria; Philodinida; Philodinidae. The record is from the annotation of a GenBank genome assembly.